Apaloderma vittatum (bar-tailed trogon) is the source of this 2296-nucleotide messenger RNA. RefSeq names its product argonaute RISC catalytic component 4 (gene AGO4). The annotation marks the transcript as partial. NCBI's taxonomy places the organism in Eukaryota, Metazoa, Chordata, Aves, Trogoniformes, Trogonidae. The transcript has 16 exons. The record is from RefSeq and is a predicted model, not a curated record. Gene Ontology annotation, molecular function: protein binding; RNA binding.
CCGACAAGCCUUUUCCAGCCGCCCCGUCGCCCUGGCCUGGGAACGGUUGGGAAACCCAUCCGCCUCCUGGCCAAUCAUUUCCAGGUUCAGAUCCCCAAGAUUGAUGUUUAUCACUAUGAUGUAGAUAUCAAACCAGAAAAACGCCCCCGAAGAGUGAACAGAGAGGUGGUGGAUACCAUGGUGAGACACUUCAAGAUGCAGAUAUUUGGUGAUCGGCAGCCUGGCUACGAUGGGAAACGGAACAUGUACACCGCACACCCGCUACCCAUCGGCCGGGACAGAGUGGACAUGGAGGUGACACUGCCAGGGGAGGGGAAGGACCAGACGUUUAAAGUCUCCAUUCAGUGGGUGUCGGUCGUCAGCCUUCAGCUGCUGCUGGAAGCUCUGGCAGGGCACCUGAACGAAGUUCCCGAGGAUUCGGUGCAGGCGCUUGACGUAAUCACGCGGCACCUUCCCUCCAUGAGGUACACACCUGUUGGCCGCUCCUUUUUCUCCCCCCCGGAAGGUUACUACCACCCUCUGGGAGGCGGCAGGGAGGUCUGGUUCGGUUUCCACCAGUCGGUCAGACCUGCCAUGUGGAACAUGAUGCUCAACAUCGACGUGUCAGCAACUGCUUUCUAUCGUGCCCAGCCUAUCAUUGAGUUCAUGUGUGAGGUCUUGGACAUUCAGAACAUCAAUGAACAAACGAAACCUCUGACGGACUCCCAGCGUGUCAAGUUUACCAAAGAAAUCAGAGGUCUGAAAGUAGAGGUUACCCAUUGUGGCCAGAUGAAGAGAAAAUACCGAGUUUGCAACGUUACUCGGCGACCAGCCAGUCACCAGACGUUUCCUCUGCAGCUGGAAAAUGGGCAGGCUAUGGAGUGUACAGUAGCUCAGUAUUUUAAGCAGAAGUACAGUCUGCAGCUAAAAUACCCUCACCUGCCCUGCCUCCAAGUAGGACAGGAACAGAAACACACCUACUUGCCGCUUGAGGUGUGUAACAUCGUGGCAGGCCAGAGGUGCAUCAAGAAGCUAACGGACAAUCAGACGUCGACUAUGAUAAAAGCGACGGCAAGAUCCGCUCCAGACCGACAGGAAGAGAUCAGCAGACUAGUGAAAAGCAACAGCAUGGUUGGGGGACCUGAUCCAUACCUGAAGGAGUUUGGGAUCGUUGUCCAUAACGAGAUGACCGAGCUGACAGGCAGGGUUUUGCCAGCCCCGAUGCUGCAGUAUGGAGGGAGGAACAAGACUGUGGCCACACCAAACCAAGGUGUGUGGGACAUGAGAGGGAAACAGUUCUAUGCCGGCAUUGAGAUUAAAGUUUGGGCUGUUGCCUGUUUUGCUCCUCAAAAGCAAUGCAGGGAAGAUUUACUAAAGAGUUUCACGGACCAGCUGCGCAAGAUCUCCAAGGACGCGGGGAUGCCGAUCCAAGGGCAGCCCUGCUUCUGCAAAUACGCCCAGGGCGCAGACAGCGUGGAGCCCAUGUUCAAACACUUAAAACUCACUUACGUUGGUCUGCAGCUGAUCGUGGUGAUCCUGCCCGGGAAGACGCCUGUGUACGCUGAAGUAAAGCGAGUUGGUGACACUCUUCUCGGAAUGGCCACUCAGUGUGUGCAGGUAAAGAACGUGGUAAAAACUUCGCCCCAAACGCUGUCCAACCUGUGUCUGAAGAUAAAUGCAAAGCUUGGAGGAAUCAACAAUGUGCUUGUACCUCAUCAAAGGCCGUCGGUGUUCCAGCAGCCCGUGAUCUUUCUGGGAGCAGACGUGACUCACCCUCCUGCCGGGGACGGCAAGAAGCCGUCCAUCGCGGCGGUGGGGGGCAGCAUGGAGGCCCCCAGCCGGUACUGCGCCACCGUGCGCGUGCAGACCUCCCGCCAGGAGACUUCGCAGGAGCUGCUCUACAGCCAGGAGGUGAUACAGGACCUGACCAAUAUGGUGCGCGAGCUCUUGAUCCAGUUCUACAAAUCCACUCGCUUCAAGCCGACGAGGAUCAUUUACUACAGAGGGGGAGUAUCGGAAGGACAGAUGAAGCAGGUGGCUUGGCCAGAACUGAUCGCAAUCCGGAAGGCCUGUAUUAGUUUGGAAGAAGAUUAUAGGCCGGGAAUAACCUACAUUGUUGUGCAGAAAAGGCACCACACCAGGCUAUUCUGUGCUGACAAAACUGAAAGGGUGGGUAAGAGCGGCAACGUACCCGCGGGCACCACUGUGGACAGCACGAUCACGCAUCCUUCUGAAUUUGACUUUUACCUCUGUAGCCACGCAGGAAUUCAGGUAACACUUCAGCCCCGCUGUGCUCGGGCUGUGGGACCGAAUCCCC